UUUGCAGACAGGCAGAGCAGAAAUAAAAAUCAUAUGUUACAGUCUAUGCGUAUUUCUUGCGCAGGGGCUGCUUAAUGCCUCAAAAUACGAAAUAUUCAAGUGACAGCUGGCUUCAGUCCUUCGUUGGGCUCUUCCAACAGGCCCGAGAGAGGAGAGGGGGGCUUCUAACCUCGUUUUGGAUUAGCCUACACAGAAUUUAAAUGGCUGGUCCAUAUCCUUGUCUGAUUGGAUAGGACAGAGGUUGGGGAAUUAAUGGGCGGGGUAAAUGACACUGGGCAGUGGGCAGUGUAUAAGCGCAUCUGUAUGGCCGCUGUUUGUGGGACAAGCGUCAGCAGGAUACGUUAUGGAAUAAAACAAUCAGGAUCGCAAUUGGUAUGCUACCAUAGCAAACAUACUGUUUUUUGCACGGAUUGAGAAUAAGGUUUUCCAUGUGUGAAACCAAAACUCCUCUGUAGCCUGAAGACAAAGCACUCUCUCAAGUCAAGCAGCAGAGUAACCAAGAGACCCCUCAAACAGGCCUACAUAUACCAGGCCUCAGGCUUAGCGAGGUCUGAAUAGGCAGAGGCAAAAUGGAGCAGGAUGGUCAGCCUGGGUCAGAGAGCCCGAACCUGGCUUCUCUCCGGUCGGAGGAGUCCGUGAGUCAGGUGGAGGACGUGGAGCCAAGCUCCACCAGCUCUGCCGUCAACAAAAGGAGGAAGAAGAGAAGGAAGGAGCCGCGGCCGGAGUCCUUCAUUGUGUACCGGUCCGACAUGGAGAGAGCACCAGGGGAGGAGCAGGGGGGAGAGGAGGCCCAGGACCGGGGCUCUGAGGAGGGGGCCAAGUUUCUGACGACCCCCACACGUGAAGAAUGGAGUCUGCCGCCAGACAGCCGGUAUGUGACACUGACGGGCACCAUCACUAGGGGCAAGAAGAAAGGUCAGAUGGUGGACAUCCACAUGACCCUGACGGAGAAGGAGCUCCGGGGCAUCGCCAAGUCCAGGGAGCGUCUGGACGCCGAUUGCGAGCGGGAUGGGCGUUCGUGCCACUCCUGUGGGCUGGGCGUGUGCCAGGGCCCGCACGUGGUGCUGUGGAGCCUGUCCUGCGCCCCCGUGGUCUUCCUCCUGUCCUUCAUCACCUCCUUCUACUUCGGCACGCUCACCUGGUACAACGUGUUCCUGGUGUACAACGAAGAGCGGACGUUCUGGCACAAGAUCACCAUCUGCCCCUUCCUCAUAAUCUUCUACCCCAUGCUGAUCAUGGCCGUGUCGGUGUCCCUGGCCGUCUACUCGGCCGUGGUGCAGGUGUCCUGGGCGUUCGGCGAGUGGUGGCAGGCCGUCAGGGACCUGGAGAAGGGCUUCUGCGGCUGGGCCUGUGGGAAGCUGGGCAUGGAGGAGUGCUCGCCCUACAGCAUCGUGGAGCUGCUCGACUCCGACACACUCUCGGACAGCCUCCAAGGGAAAGCUCCAGGGGAGAACGUGCAAACGUCGUCUGUCUGAGGAGCCAGAGUUAAAAGUGUGCAGUCCACAUUUUUAAACCAAAACACUUUUGGUUAAAAUUAGGCAAAUUUGUUCCCCAAGGACCUCUAGGCUAUUCAUUGUGUGCACUCAAAACAACUUGACCUAGCCAGGGAGAGCUGCAAUGCAAUUGGCCGUUGAGCUCAACAACCGUUCAACAGAAUCAUGGACUGUGCCUUUAAGGUUUAAGGAAUAUUCUACUUUUACACCAUAGAUGCUGCACACCAAUUUGGUCAAUCAAUGCAUCAAUGCAGAACUCUCCAAGACAAUAUCUCUGGGGUUUUUUUUGUUUUGUUUUUUUUUCAACAAUUUCCACCUAAUGUGGAGCACAUCACAUGAAUACUGACACCUUGCACGGGUAAACCCUUUGUGAAAAUAUGCAGACAAACUGCGUCUGAGCUGGAGGAUGUGGGGUGGAUGGACGGAUGGAUGGAUGCUCUUAACAGAUGCAGACAAACAAAGCCAUUUUUAUUGUCACUGCGCAAGACUGUCUCUUUGUGUAUUUCUUAGAAAA
Molecule: messenger RNA, 2007 nt
Organism: Clupea harengus (Atlantic herring)
Lineage: Eukaryota; Metazoa; Chordata; Actinopteri; Clupeiformes; Clupeidae
Gene: tmem169b
Product: transmembrane protein 169b
Source: RefSeq, a predicted model, not a curated record